This is a messenger RNA of Aspergillus udagawae, 864 nucleotides long. Its product is annotated as fumarylacetoacetate hydrolase family protein. Gene Ontology annotation, molecular function: catalytic activity. The transcript has 3 exons. The record is from RefSeq and is a predicted model, not a curated record. Lineage: Eukaryota; Fungi; Ascomycota; Eurotiomycetes; Eurotiales; Aspergillaceae. The coding region runs from base 1 to 864 and encodes 287 amino acids.
AUGCCUUCCUGGACGCACUUGAUCCGCUUCGUCGCCGAGGAAGACGGCAAAGUCCAUCUCGGACAGCUGGUCGAUACCACUGCAGACGUCGGUGAAGCCAGUCUCCGUGGCGAGAAGGUCGCGGCGUACCUCAUUGACGGCACGAUCUUUGACGGGCGCGUGACGGAGCAUGUCAUGCAUGCUAGACAGCUCCUCUCCCCCGUAACCCCAUACCAAUGCACCUACAUCCGAUGCCUAGGCCUAAACUACACGGACCACGCACAAGAAGCGAACCUACCCCUCCCGGCGGCGCCCAUCCUCUUCACCAAGCCGCGCACAGCCCUGAGCGACCCAUACCCGGCCGCCAUCAACAUCCCUAAAUGCGCGCAGGACGGAACGAGCGACUACGAGGCCGAGCUGUGCUUUGUUAUCGGGAAGAGCGGGCGCGAUAUUUCGGAGGAGGAUGCGCUGGAUUAUGUCCUGGGGUAUACGGCGUCGAAUGAUGUCUCUGCGCGCACGUUGCAGCUGCUCACGGCGCAGUGGUCGUUUUCGAAGGGGUUGGAUGGGAGUUGUCCCAUUGGCCCCGUCCUCGUCUCCAGCACGGUAAUCACUGACCCGCAAACCCUCCGCAUCCAAGCAAUCCACAACGACGCAACCGUGCAAGACGGCCACACAAAGGAUAUGAUCUUCAGCAUCCGGAAACAGAUCGCGUACCUGUCGCAGGGAACCACGCUCGAGGCAGGGACCAUCUUCCUCACGGGAACCCCGGCAGGGAUUGGGUACUUUAAGGAACCGCGGGUUGUUCUGCGGGAUGGGGAUGAGAUUAAGGUGAGGGUUGAGCGGGUGGGGACAUUAGUGAAUCGGGUGAGGUAUGAGAGUUUGUAG